Chelmon rostratus (copperband butterflyfish) is the source of this 6942-nucleotide messenger RNA. RefSeq names its product synuclein, alpha interacting protein. NCBI's taxonomy places the organism in Eukaryota, Metazoa, Chordata, Actinopteri, Chaetodontiformes, Chaetodontidae. The record is from RefSeq and is a predicted model, not a curated record. Gene Ontology annotation, molecular function: ubiquitin protein ligase binding. The transcript is spliced from 12 exons. Bases 120 to 2939 code for a protein of 939 amino acids.
AUCCAAGGAUCGUUCCAGCUAGCGGCUCAGCUAGCUGUAUCCUCUCCCGACGCCUGCCAUUUCUCCUCGGCUGCCUGACUUCGAUAAGCUGGUUGGUAGGCUGAUGAUGUGGUGUGAAGAUGGAGGCUCCUGAAUACCUGGACCUGGAUGAGAUUGACUUCUCCGAUGAUUCAGUGUAUUCUGUGACGUCUCUGAAGAGCAUCCCAGAGUUGUCCAGGAGGAGUGAUGGCCAGGCCGAGGAGAGACCAGCUCCAGCCAUCAACUGGAGUCGUGGCGUUUCUUCCCACAGCAGUGGGGGAAUCAAACCCACGGGGCUCGCUGAGGUCCACAGUAAGUUCCGGCCGGUGAAGAGGGUCUCCCCUCUCAAGCACCAACCAGAGACCAACGACUCUGACCCUGAUGGUAAAGCCCAGGUCCAGGGGCUGGGGGAGCCGGGGGAGGGCAGUAAGGAUGACCCCAGCUCUGACAAACCAACUCAGGCCUCCACCUCCUCUGAUGGGCCGGGAGGGAAGGCGAAGGACCUGGGCGGCAGCGUUGGUGUCAUUGGAGGGAACAACCCUCAGGCUCUAUUUGGGGAGCUUGAGCACUACGAUCUGGACAUGGACGAAAUCCUGGACGUGCCUUAUAUCAAGUCCAGUCAGCAGAUGUCCACGCUGCCUCGUGUCCCCCAUGACAAGCGCUCGGUGACAGGAAGCAACCUGGGUGGAGGCACCCUGGAGAGGAGGCACCCUGGAGGAGGGCUGAAGAGCUCCGCUUUGCCUCACAAUGAGCCUCUGAGCCUGGGCAGCAGCAGCUCACAGACUCCGUAUUGUGUCCUGUCUCCAGUGAAGUGGUCAGAUCUGCGGAAGUCCAAGUCCAUGGAUCCAGACCUCCACCACCUCCACCGCUCCCCAGCUGGAGGAGGCUACCAGUCGGAGUUGCUCUCCUCCGGACUCCUCAGCUGCUCCUCGUCCCUCUCUUCUUUCUCUGAUGCAGACAAGCUGCUGUCUGCGCGGGUCUACCCAGACUCCCAGACCCAGAGGGCAGGCGUGGAGCCUGCAGGGGGCCCGGGGCUGAUGUUCUCCCUGCCGGGCUGCAGUGCAGGCAGGCAGGACGCCUCUAAGCCCUGGGCUCCUGGACCAGGAGGAGGAGGUGCAGGCAGCAGUGUGCCGAGGGGUUUUGGAGGGGGUGGAGGAGCAGGAGUGGAGUUGGAUGAGGAGACUAAGAAGAACCAGAACAUCAUCAACAUCGUCAGAGAGGGACAGAUCUCUUUGCUGCCUCACCUGGCAGCAGAUAACCUGGAGCUGAUCAGAGAUGACGAUGGUAACAACCUGCUGCACAUCUCGGCCUCUCAGGGUCACGCCGACUGUCUGCAGCAUCUCACCUCUCUAAUGGGAGAGGACGGCCUCAACGAACGGAACAACCAGCAGCUCACUCCUGCUGGUCUGGGAGUCAAGAAUGGUCAUCUGGAGUGUGUGAGGUGGAUGGUGAGUGAGACAGAGGCCAUCGCAGAGCUGAGCUGCACCAGAGAGCAUCCCAGUCUGAUCCACUAUGCUGCCCGCUAUGGACAGGAGAAGGUCUUGCUGUGGUUGCUUCAGUUCAUGCAAGAGCAGGCAAUCUCUCUGGACGAAGUCGACCAGAACGGAAACACGGCUGUCCACGUAGCAGCUCAGUACGGACACCUGACCUGUAUACAGACUCUGGUGGAGUACGGCUCUAAUGUCACGGUCCAGAACCAACAGGGGGAGCGGCCUUCCCAGAGCGCAGAGCGGCAGGGACACACCACCUGUGCUCGAUACCUGGUCGUCGUGGAAACCUGCAUGUCUUUGGCAUCACAAGUUGUUAAACUCACCAAACAGCUCAAUGAACAAGCGGCAGAGAGGAUAACUCUACAUAAACAACUGCAGAGACUAAUGGACCCCAACAAGGCAGAGGGGACACCUUCCAGAUCACCUAGCUCCCAUCAGCCCUCAGUGGAGGCGUGGCCAGAGAUGAUGUUGACAGCAGAGGGGAAUCCGGGUGACGGUCAAUGGUUGGUUCGUCAGGGAGGGGUGGGUCCAGACUCUGUGCUGCGGCAGCUGCUGGGGAAAGACAUGUCGGACACACUGUGUCACAGGCUGCCUCCAGCGGGCGGGCUGAGCAGAGAGGGUCCCUGUGGCCCCGGGGCCCCUGGGGCCCCUGGGGCACGUAGAACAGGGCUGGUGGAGAGGAGAGAGCUCAAACUAGCUAGACUGAAGCAGAUCAUGCAGCGCUCGCUGAGUGAAUCAGAUUCGGAUGGUUAUCCACCAGAGGAAGGUAAAAGUCAAGGAGCCUCGGCCUCAAACACACUGCGACCUGAUAGGCCGUCCCACCUGCCAAUCACAGAGGAGGAGCCAGUGUCAAACCACCUUAACCUGAUGAUGAGGAAGCACCUCCCCUCCUCUUCCUCCUCGACAGCUGAGAAGAAGCUGGGGUUUUCUCUCAGCGGGUCAAAGUCGGUGGACAGCAUCGGUUACAACCCGUCCCCCACCAGCGACCCUGAGGCCGCAGACGGUAAAACCCCAGACGCUUCCACCGACUUCCAUGACGCCGCUAACGGCCAGAAAGUUGCCACCAGCCCCAAGAGCGCCCUGAAGUCGCCCUCGUCUCGCAGGAAGACGUCUCAGAACCUCAAACUGAGGGUCACCUUCGACGAACAGGUCCACAAGAGCUCCAGUCAGGAAGCAGAGCAGACCAAAGGGCAUCAUACGAAGGAGAGGACUCCAACAGGAAGCUCAGAAAGUAAGCGGCCGUUCGGGGCAUUCCGCUCCAUCAUGGAGACACUGAGCGGAAACACAAACCACAAUAACAACAACAGCGGUGGUCAGUCAGGCUCGGCUGUUAAACUGUCCACCUGUCAGAACUCACCUGGCAGGAAGUCGGAGAGUAAAGGCAGCCCAGGAGGAGGAGCCAGGGGCAAGAGCAAAACCAGUAAUGUUUAGCCAACUAGUGCCUACUGAAGGACAGAGAGCACAUAAUGAACAGACCACUACAAAGAGCAAACAGUAAGAGGCAGUGAACAUGACAAAUGUAUAGUGAUUUAAUUGACUGACACAUUUUGUGUCAAAGAUUUUAGCCCAUCUUCUCAGUUUGUCUCAAAGCUGAACACACAUACACAUAAUGAGACAUUAUGAAGUGUGAGGCAACUCUUUCCAGUGGUAAUCAUAUCAAAAAUACCCAAAAUAUCAACAUAUAUAGGCUACAUCCACAGUUUGUUUAUUGGGUCCAAACCACAGUGGUGGAAAAGCCCACUCGGCUUAAAUUUUGGAUUUGAUUUGAAUACAGUAUCAUCAGACGAUCACAAGUGGAGCAGGUCCGGUCUGGUAAACAAACAGUUUAUGGGGCUGGAUUGGAGUGUUUGUGAGCUGGUAUCCUGCCAGUUUGACCCUUUUAAUAUGGGACAUUUAAUUUGGUUGUCAAAGAGCCGAAGUGGGUAAGACAUCUGUCCCCUUGUACCCAUAGUCCAUGUUCACAUUACCCUGACAAACAUGCUUGGUUCUACACUAACUUAGUCAAUAAAAUGAACCUCCCAGUCAAAGUCUAUUGUAUUUUUACAAAAUAUCAUCUUUACUCAAGGUCCACUUGCUAACUUUUUUCUAGACCUUUAAACAAUAUCCUAUGGUUUUCAUCAAUGGAUUUUGUUUGGUUUUCAUAGUCUGUCAAUUUCAAAAAAAGCCAGUGAAUGAACUGUUAUUUAAGAUUAUUUUGUGAAACUACAAUUCUUAAGUAUGAACUUUCAUACUCAAAGAAUGUGUUCUCGUUCAUCCAGUGAGCAGUUUAGUUUCAAUCAUAACCAACAGUAUUUAAUUGCACUUCUGCUAAUUACACUGAAGUUUUUAUACUUGCAAACAUACAGUUUCUCAUGUUCUUUGCCUCAAAUGUUUGUCUUUUGAUGGUUUUUAUACAGUUUAAGGACUGGAAGACAGGCUCUGUUACUGUCUGUUAAAAUGUAUUUGAUGCCGUAUUCAGAGACAAGAAUCACUACUAGAACCUGUGUUUAAUGAACCUGAGGCAACUGUUUUUAUAGAGAGACUGAAGGAAGUUUGUGUAUUAGUCGGCGUCCUGCAGAGACCUCACAUCUCCAUAAUACAACUUUUAAUACAUUUUUAGUUUUUGUCACAUUUGGUUUGAUUUUGUAUCGGAUUACAGAACCUUCCCAGAGUUCAUUGGUCUGCUAAAACAAACCAAAACAAAAAAAGUGUCAUGAGCCAAUCUUUCUAAAUGGAGAUUAAAGGCUCCUGUUUCUGUGCCACUCUGUUACUGUACUCUGAACUACACUAAAGAUGAUGAUUAUUAGUAUUUAUGUUUAUGCACACAAUUAUAUGAUUUGAAAUUUGAAAACUGUGGUUAUAAUCAUGCACGUGGUUAACGUGCACCAGCACAACAAACAGUUUUAAAACCACUGUAUAUAUAUAGUAGUAUUUAAUUUGUUUUCAUCAUAUUCCACACAUUUUUUUUUUUUAAUUUCCAUGGUUAUUAUCUAUGCAGUACUUUUUGGCAUGACGUAGACUUUAGUUGUGUGAUGUGUUUGAGACGGGGAGGUUUGAGGAUGCACCUUCUACAGCGGCUGACGAACAGGCCGAUCGUAUGAACUUUUCAGAGAAAGGAGUUUAAACUUAUCAUUCCAGAGAUUUUACACAGCUCUCAGGAGAUUGUGAACAUUGACAAACUGUCUCAAAGCUUGAAACUAGAAGCCUGAGGCUGUAUCUCUUAUCCAAUGUUUAAAUUUCAGUGUGGCAAUAUAUGGUAAGUGAAAUUGGUGUGUCCAUUAAAAUAUAACAAAAACAUAACAGAGCAUUUUUUAUGGGCGUUUGCUCUGCCUCAUGACAUGUUAGAUUAACUCUCCUGUCGUCAAUGCUAAGUUUAUAUAGCUUGGUUGUUGAAAAACUAAUCCUAAUAAUUACACAUAGACACACAAAACAAAAAGCAGCAUGCAGCCAAGCCAUGACAGAAGAUAAAGUCAGAUGCACAAAGUGCACAGAGUGAUAUGAAUUUUUUGUCUUUAUUUGAUCAUAUUUCUUAUUCAUUUUAGGUUUAGAAAUCCUGCUAUGUGAAUGUUGAUCAGUUGUAAUUUACUGAUUAGUUUGAACAGUCGAUUGAUCCCAGCUCCAUUGUACUACAAAAACUGUUCUCAUCUGUUUUCUGAACCUUCAAUGGUGACUAUAGACUUUAACGCCUCACUAGCACCCCCAAGUGGCUGCAGAGUUCAUUACACCAGCCUGUUUACAAGAGUUAGACAGAGCAAACGGUUUUUUACAGUAUUGGGGGUUAUUUAUUUAUUUUUUUUCCUGAGGGUGGUGCUAGAGGGAAAGUCAAGUGGUUCACCAAAAUCACGAGGAGUCAUUCAGCAGGAAUAUCUACAUUUAAUUUAAUGGAAAUCUGUCCAGGACAUGACAACAUGUCUCUUUGGUCCAAAGUGUUACAUGGGCCAACUGUCUUCCUUAACAAAAAACUCUCAUUCAUAGAGUUUACAUUCAUUCAUAUCAUGUUUCUGGUCUGCGGUCAGUUCUUACCUCUGAGUCAUGCAAAACCUAGCUUAGCCCGAAGGCUGGAGGCAAAUUAAACCAAAUGUCAUAGUAUACCUUUCAGCCUCACCACGAACAAAGCAAAGGUUCUUCCACUUGCCAUUUCAGUUUUCGGCCAUGUGAAAACACUCCGAACAGAAACCUAGAUUACAGCCUCGGCUCUCUAAUUUGUAGCUUUGGGAGAAACUGGAUCACAUCUGUUAUGUUUUUGAUGCAUGUUUAUGGUAAUACAAAUACUGUGUUUGGUUCUGAUGCAGCAGACUUCUUUCUUAUCCAGACUGCUCAGUGUAGGACAUCAGUCGGUAGAGUCUUUCUUUCGUGUUUCGGUUUGUUUUUCUAUCUGUAGUUUGGAUCAGUGAGAUUCUGCUGUGCAGUUCCCUCAUCUGGUUUACAAAGACCUUUGUUGUGGUUUACCAUUUUCAGGUUUACACACUCUUUGGCUGUUGUGGUUCUUGAGCCUGCAGGUGAUGAUGAUGGAUGUUUUUGGGGCAGUGCAGACUGGAUCCAGGAUCUCUGCAUCCUCCUGCUGAUUCUCACUUGUUAAAGGAAUAGUCUAACAUUGUCAUGUGUUCAUCAGAGUCAGAUGAGAAGGUGAUUAGCAGUUUAAUCUGUUUGCAUCCAGUACAGAUUUGAUACACACACAAGCUGUGCUCCAGUCCAUCCCAAAGGUGUUGGAUAGGGUUGAGGUCAUAGCUUUAUGUAGACCAGUCAAGUUCACACCAAAUUGGGAAUUUCUUAAGGAGCUGGCUUUGUGCAGCUCACAUGGAUUUCUGGCAGAAAUGUUGGUUGACUGUUUGCAGUUUUCUCCACGUGGCUGCGGCCAAAAGAUCUGUUAUAAACUGUGCUGAGCUUGCUUUGAUAUCAUUGGAGUGGUAUUUUAUUGUUGUGGCUACGUAGGUCUUGACUCAGACUGUGCUGUGAUAGAAAUAUAACUGAUGUUAAAACUUUCAGAAAAGAUCUUCUCAGCCAUCUUUAUUUCCUGCUGUUCUCCGUGCUUUGUGUUCAGAGUAGAAUUGCACAAAGUAAUUCUGCCUUUUUCUUUUUUGUCAGCAUCCUUGGAGACAUGACUCUCUUGUUCCAAUAAAACUUGAGCAGAAUUGCCAAUGGACGCAACAGCUGUGUUGUAACUGGUUGAUCAGUCCACAGUGUGAUCAUAGGAGUUAAGGUGACUAAAAGGUCCAAAAGUAGUUAACUGAGAUGUCCACAUACAUCUCUGAACUGGAUGCACAGAGAUGAAACUGAUAUCAGUCCUCCUUUCUCAAAGUAGGUUUAAUCCAAGCAAGUAUAUUUCCCAAAAUGUUGAACUGUUCCUUUAAUCAGUCAUUAUUUUCAUCACUUCAAAGAGCUGAGUGGGGGAAAAAAAACGUGGGCAUGGUGUUUUUGUCUUCCAUCUUUACUUCCCAGCUUUACCCAGCUAAUG